AUGGAUGCAGGAGUGAAGAAAAGCGGCGAAGUACAACUUAACCGAGCAUGCGAAGCUUGUCGAGUUUCGAAGGUGCGGUGCUUAGUCAACCAAAACUCAUCAUCAUCACAAUGUGAGCGAUGCGCGAAAGCGGGACGUCAGUGUGUUUUCGCGCCUCCAGCGAAACGAAGGCAACGGAAGAGAACCGAUGUUCGCGUAGCGGAGCUCGAGAAGGAACUAAAGCAUCUCACUGCUCUGCUGAAACCAAACUCAACAAUUCCACCGAUCGAAGAAGAUGACCAUGACGAGUCCAUGGAUGAUGACGAGCUAGAGCCUACAGAGUCUCCAGAAAGAAAGUCCUCAGGUUAUUCACAGAGUCAAGACAGUUCCAUCGCCAAAGAACCAUUAAGAUCUAACGACCCAUGGCCACCAAGACAGAACAUUUCUAGGAACGAUACGAGGCACGAUUUGUUGACGACCGACAAUGACAUUAUUGACCGUGGUGUGAUUACCAUAGAAUUGGCGGAGAGCCUUCUCAAACUUUACCGGGAAGAGCUCUUUGUGGACUACCCGGGGAUCACAAUUCCAAAAGAAGUAACAGCAAAUGAGCUAAGGUCCAAGAAGCCAGCCCUUUUUCACGCAGUCAUGGCUGCAGCGAGUCAGGGUCUGGGAUCUGCUUUAUCUAACAAGCUACAUGAAGAACUGGUCUACUUCUACGCAAGGUCACUGUUCGUCAAUGGAGAAAAAUCAUUACAACAUGUCCAAGCGCUCUUCAUAUCAGUUGCUUACUAUACGCCCCCCAAUAACCCUGGGCAGAUGCAAAUCUACCAAUACACGAAUCUAGCGGCCAGUAUGGCGCUGGAGCUGGGAUUGGCUUCCAAACCAAGGACGCACGAGCAGCUACCGAAACGAGCAAUCAGAUCACUACAGCGUAUCUCUUCUGCCGAUGAGCUUCUGGAACAUUGUCGAACUAUUCUCUCGUUGUAUACAAUUAUAGCCGGUCUCUCGAUGCGGUUUCGAAGACCAAACAUUCUGCUAUUCAACUCUUGGAUGGGCGAAUGUGAAGCUCUGCUUCUCAAAAGUCCGAAAACCCAGGACAAGACCUUGAUCGCGUGGCUGAGAUUACAGCGCAUUGCCGACGAAGCCUACACAGCCUUUGGUUUUGACGAUGCCUCUACCAGCUUCACCCUAUCAGAACUGCGCUUGCAAGCGAUCUUAAAGAUCUUCGAGCGGAGGAUGCAAGAGUGGAAGAAGGCUGUGCCGGACGAAGUCAUGACGAUGACUCUUUCGAUGGAAUUUCAUCAGAAUAUGAUGUCCAUGUGGGAGUUUGCCAUGGAUGGAGGCAAAUAUGACGCGCCAGAAUUUCGAAAUCGGCACAUGACACUUCCAGCUUUGGACGAUGACGCAUGCAUUCAACCGGAGAGCCUUCUCUCCCGCUCCUCGCUCCAGAUCAAUGCAACUAUUAUGUGCAUCAGUUCUGCGCAUUCCAUCCUUGACUGCUUCCUCCAAAUGUCGAUAUCGAAGCUGCAAAGGGCCGCAGGUAUCAACUUCGUUCGCGCCUGUUUCGCUCUUGUUGCACUACUAAAGGUGGAUUACGCUGUUGGAACAGACGCGGAAGGCAUGGGUGAAGUCAUCGACUCCAAAAGCCUCAAGAUAGAUUUCUACCUUGAUUCAGUGAUCAGGAUCACAACAGAAGCUGAAGGGCCGCAGAAGUGCAGAAUCCCAGGACACUGGCGGUUUGUCUUGAAGGAGAAGCUCAAGACAUGGCACGAUGAGCAUCAAGAAUGGAGACGCAACGGCGGGCACCUGAAACGCAGCAAGAAAGCCCAAGCCAUGAUCGACGCAAACACUUCUAGCGUAACUACUGAUGUCUUGCCACCAUACACAUCUCAAGCACAACAGCUGCCGACACCAAGCCCCCUAACCACCUCACCCUCGCUCACAGAACAGCCCCAAAUUCCUCGGAGCCAAGGGCUCGAUUUCGUUCUCGGCGGCACGCAGCUUCCUGUGGGAACUUGGCAACCUCCCGCAUUUAGAUUUCCCACCACGAGUGGAACCCAGACACCAGGGCUCAACGAUCAGAUGUACACAGGUCCGGAUAUGACCGACUUCUCGGCGGCCUUCCAGAACGGUGAUCUGUACUUGUGGGAUGACAUUAACGAUAACUAUGGGGGAUGGAUGCCCCAAGGCGGAACCAUGUAUAGCGAUGUACCGUUCAAUGGGAUGAACUUUUAG
Molecule: messenger RNA, 2214 nt
Organism: Paraphaeosphaeria sporulosa
Lineage: Eukaryota; Fungi; Ascomycota; Dothideomycetes; Pleosporales; Didymosphaeriaceae
Exons: 5
Coding region: 1-2214 (737 amino acids)
Biological process (GO): regulation of DNA-templated transcription
Cellular component (GO): nucleus
Molecular function (GO): zinc ion binding; transcription cis-regulatory region binding; DNA-binding transcription factor activity, RNA polymerase II-specific
Source: RefSeq, a predicted model, not a curated record